GCAUUGCUGUAGAAGUUUAUGAGCUUUUGGAGUCGAUGCUGUUUUGCUGUGUGUUUUUCGAGCUCGAGGGCUAGGCGAGUGAUAGCCGGCGGCCUUCGGCACAGCUUCUGGAAGGGGUUUGACCGAGGAGAAGUGGCGUCGUUGCAAGAAGCGGUCGCCGGCGCACUUUGUAGCGUAGAAAACAGUUGAGUAACGAGGGUUUUAGGCUUGGGGUUGCUGGUAGGGUUCGAGGAGGAGGAGUCGGGAGGGUGGAGGGAGGGAGGGUUCAUCUGCUUCAAGAUGCGAAGUCCUGGUGAUUGCGAGUCCUGGAAGGAGGGAAAGCGUUAUGCGGUCCUCUAUUCCUCAUCGCGCGUUGUAUUUAUUUCGUUGUAGGGUGGAGGGGGUUGGAGGGCCGUUGUUUUUUUCACUUGCUUGAUUGAUUGGUUGGUUGAGAAGUGGAAGCGUAGCUGUGCUUUUAUUUAUUUUUUGUCCAACGCUGACGAGUGUUUUACGAAAGAGGACUCUUCAGCGGGUAUUCUUUGCGACAACAUGGAGGGGGCCUCGAUGUCGACGAAUCCGCGGACGGUGGACGAAGUGUUCAAGGACUUCAAAGGGCGGCGAUUGGGAAUGCUGAAGGCUCUUACUGCCGACGUGGAAGAGUUUUACCGCCAAUGUGAUCCAGAGAAGGAGAAUUUGUGCUUAUAUGGUUUUCCAGAAGAAGCAUGGGAAGUAAAUCUACCAGCUGAAGAGGUUCCUCCUGAACUUCCAGAACCUGCUCUUGGUAUCAACUUUGCUAGGGACGGCAUGCAGCGUAAAGAUUGGUUGUCCUUGGUUGCUGUGCACAGUGAUGCCUGGCUGCUCGCUGUUGCUUUUUAUUAUGGUGCCCGGUUUGACAAGAACGAGAGGAAGCGUCUCUUUAAUAUGAUAAAUGAACUCCCAACAGUAUUCGACGUAGUGACAGGAAAGAAGCCUGUGAAGGACAAGCCUGCUGUUAAUAAUUCCUCUGGCACCAAAACCAAGUCCGCUACGAAGGUGGUGAGUGCUGAAAAAGAAGUGGCUCAAGCUAAGCCUGCCAAGCCUGUUCCACCAAUUCAAAAAGAUGAGGAGGACGCCUUUGAUGACGAGGAUGAGGAGGAACAUGGUGACACCUUCUGUGGAAGUUGCGGUGGGCCUUAUACUGCUGAUGAGUUCUGGAUCGGCUGCGAUAUCUGUGAGAAAUGGUUCCAUGGCAAGUGUGUGAAAAUUACACCGGCAAGAGCAGAACAUAUUAAGCAAUACAAGUGUCCAUCUUGCAGCAACAAAAGGGCCCGUACGUAAUUUAUCAGGCCACAGUUUCUUCCUUAUGCUAGCCCCUCGAAGAAAGACCAUUCAAAAAAGUCACCCUUGACUUCCUUCUAGACUGGUGUGUUUGAUAGGCUCUAGUGCAAGCAGCUGGGGGGCUAGACUUGGUGCUGAUGAGAUGUCGUUGGUUGCAUUUGGAAAGCUUGAGGAUCCAUCAUUCUAAUUGCCUAGCUUCAGCCGAGGUACCCACUUGAUUGUUGAUCAGGUAGUUUGCAGGAUAAAGAAUACAGGUACCGUGGGACUUGUGUGCAUUUUUCUGCACAUGUUGAGAGUUUGGCCAAUGGUUAACUUAUCACUACACUUCGUUGUUAAGGGUAAUGUGAUAUUGCGUGUCAUUAUUUUCUGCUUUCUGGA
This is a messenger RNA of Physcomitrium patens, 1674 nucleotides long. RefSeq names its product PHD finger protein ALFIN-LIKE 3. Gene Ontology annotation, molecular function: histone binding; transcription cis-regulatory region binding; transcription coregulator activity. Lineage: Eukaryota; Viridiplantae; Streptophyta; Bryopsida; Funariales; Funariaceae. Gene Ontology annotation, biological process: regulation of DNA-templated transcription. Gene Ontology annotation, cellular component: nucleus. The record is from RefSeq and is a predicted model, not a curated record.